AUGUCUCCUCCCGCUGCAGCCCGCUCAUCUGCUACAGCUUUUGCUGAUGCGCACGCAGCGCCGAAAAUACAAAAGACAGAUGUCGAUGCUCGCUCUGUCGCAAGCACUCAUCUCGGAAGUUCGGACGACGAUGAGAGGCUCAUCGAAAUCGGCUAUGUGCCCUCCUUCAAGCGCGAGUUCUCCAACCUCGCUACGAUCAGCUUUGCCUUCAGCAUCAUGGGUCUAUGCUCCAGUGUGGCCACGACGUUCAACACUCCCUUGCUCACCGGAGGGCCUGCGUCGGUUACAUGGUGCUGGAUUCUGGGGGCGUGCAUGUGUUUCACGCUUGGGUCUAGCAUAGCAGAGAUUGUGAGCGCCUUCCCGACCUGCGGUGGCUUAUAUACCGCUUCUGCGCAGCUCUGUCCACCACGAUAUCGUCCUAUCGUCGGUUGGAUCGUCGGAUGGCUGAACCUGCUCGGACAAGUUGUUGGACUUUCGUCGACAGAGUUCGGUCUUGCAAACAUGAUCUGGGCCGCCGUGGUAAUUGGGAAGGACGGAAAUUUCGUAGUCACACAAGGCAUGACGGUAGGCCUGUUUGCCGGCCUCAUGGUGUUCAAUGGGCUUCUGAACUGUGUCGGUACGCGCUAUCUUGCCCAUGCUACCAAAGGGUUUGUGUUCGUGAACCUUGGCGCGACAUUUCUUAUCAUCAUUGUCCUGCUUGCGAAGACGCCGCGCUCAGAGAUGCAUCCGGCGUCUUAUGUCUUUGGCUCAUUUGGGAUUGUGAACCAGACUGGAGGUUGGAACGAUGGGCUAGCGUUUUUGUUCGGCCUGUUGAGCGUACAAUGGACGAUGACGGACUACGAUGCAACAGCACACAUAUCGUACGUAUGGACAUCUUUCCUCGGCUCUUCUUUCAUCGUCCUUACUACUUCUGCUUCCGCCGUUCCGAACCCUCUCUUCGCUCUUCUUAUCUUACGGAACGGGUCCGCAUCGUCUCUUCUUCGCCGGGUUACUCCGAUGCCGUUGCUGUUCGGAUGUAUUCAACGCUCCGUCCCAGAUCCUUUGCGUUUGGUGAUAUGCACGAAGCUUACAGCACAUUACAGGGAAGAAGUGAGACGUGCAGCAUAUGCAGCCCCAUCUGCUAUUUUCAUUGCAGUUAUCGGCACUGGUCUGAUCGGAUGGAUCCUUAACAUCGUUGUCGUGCUAUGCUCUGGGCCGUUAGAAAAUCUUCCAGGAGCGUCUGGUUCUGCAUUCCUCGAGAUCAUGGCGCUCCGCAUCGGCAAGCCUGGUGCCUUGUUCCUCUGGUCAUUCGUAUGCCUUACAGCCUUCUUCGUGUGCCAGACGGCGCUGCAGGCGUGCUCCAGGACGGUCUACGCAUUCAGCCGCGACCAUGGUCUUCCUGAUGGCGGCUAUUUCGGACAAAUCACCCCAUGGACGAAGACGCCCCUUCGUGCCGUGUGGCUGACGACAAUUGUUAGCAUCCUCCCGGGGCUUCUCGACCUUGCUAGUACUGUAGCUGCCAAUGCGAUUUUCGCAUCGUGUGCUAUUGCACUGGACUCGUCAUAUAUCAUUCCUAUCAUCCUGAGACGUGUCUUCCGGAAUCAUCCCGAAGUUCAUUUCACACCGGGACCCUUCUACAUGGGUGACGGAAUGCUGGGCUGGACGGCGAACACGCUGUGCGUCCUGUGGACCCUGUUCGUAUGCGUCAUCUUCAGCAUGCCCACCGUGCUUCCUGUCACCAAGACAAAUAUGAACUACGCGUCCGUUAUUGUUGUCGGGGUUAUUGCACUUUCAAGCGUGUGGUAUAUUUGCGGCGCACACCGCCACUACAAGGGUCCGAGCUUCAAUGCGCGCAAGAAUGACCAGACCAGUCAAUCCAGUCUCUCCGACGACAUGCUCACCGGGGAAUUCGCAGAGAAGGAGGCUAUCAUCGCGUAG
Laetiporus sulphureus 93-53 is the source of this 1917-nucleotide messenger RNA. RefSeq names its product APC amino acid permease. The transcript is spliced from 21 exons. NCBI's taxonomy places the organism in Eukaryota, Fungi, Basidiomycota, Agaricomycetes, Polyporales, Laetiporaceae. Gene Ontology annotation, biological process: transmembrane transport. The record is from RefSeq and is a predicted model, not a curated record. Gene Ontology annotation, cellular component: membrane. Gene Ontology annotation, molecular function: transmembrane transporter activity. The coding region runs from base 1 to 1917 and encodes 638 amino acids.